Molecule: messenger RNA, 1637 nt
Organism: Ambispora leptoticha
Lineage: Eukaryota; Fungi; Glomeromycota; Glomeromycetes; Archaeosporales; Ambisporaceae
Source: the annotation of a GenBank genome assembly
AUGGAUAAGACACCAACUAAAUCAGACAGUGGCGAAGACAGUUUUCUUCAAUAUCUAAACAAUCUUGAAGAUAAUGGAAACAACCUAAGUAGCGGCACUACAUCAUUAGGCUUCAAAACGCCGCAGACUUUAAAAUCACAAAAGAAUGACAGGAACUACCUCGGAGUAAAGUCACAAACAGUCAUUCAGAAAAAAACUAAUACUGUCACUGUACCAAAACCCUUUAAAUUCCUGACGGCUGAACGUGCUCAAAGAAACGAAAAUAUAUGUAAUGCGUCUAAUGACGCAAAGUCCCCAUAUAUUCCGUUGGUUAAAAGAAUUCAAGCAUUCUUGGAUGAAACACCGGACCGGUUUAAACCACAUUCGGCGUCGAAGGCAAAUAAAAGCAUUAAUCUUAAUUUCAUUUCAAAAUACCCUGUUGAACUGCCACAAUAUAGGUAUUCGUCGACCGUUGCUAAAUCCCCUUUUUUAUUGACUAAGAUAAGAGCUAAACCGACUUCAGUACUGCCAACCGAAGAGCGUGAAGCCAUUGAAGCUGAAAAAUAUGAAUUUAGGGCGAGACCUAUAAAUCGACGGAUAUUUGAGUUUGCAGGUGAAUUAGGAGUUCCGACGAUUGAGAAGCCCAUUCCUACGAUACCAGAGUCACCAAAAAUAACCAAGCCUAAACCAAUACCACCUAGAAAACCAUCUCCACCACACCUCGUCAAAGCGAAUCCAGUGCCCGAUUAUGAUAAUCCUUUUAGACCGGUCAUUGAGCACCGAAAAUUGUCCCCGCCCGGAUUUUCGUUGCCAGGUGAUGAAAUAACAAAACGAAAAAUGUGGGAGCGGGAGGAAAAAAUUAGACGAGAAUUGGAGGAACAGGAAAGAGCGAGAAGGUUUCGAGCACAACCUCUCCCAAGCGAUUCUCCUGAUCAUUUUCCAAGACCCCCGCAUCGAACACCAACACAACCAGAUCCUUUUAUUCUACAAACAGAUAUACGCGGAGAAGUAUAUCAACAAUAUUUUCAAGAAAUGGUGAAUCGUUCGGAACAAAUCGAAAAGGAGAAUAAAAUAUUCCAUGCGAGGCCGGUUCCUAAAUUUGACCAGGUUGCUCCACCGCCUAAACCCGAAAAACCAAAUCCUACCGAGCCCGUGGAAUUCAAUUUUUUGACUGAUUUACGAAUUGAGAAACAUAGGCAAAUUGAGAAAGAACGCAAAAACAGGGAAGUGGAAAAAGAGAUGCUCAAAAGAGAGAAACAGAGAGAAGAAGAGGCUAGAAAGGAAGCGGAGAUUCGUAAAAUACGCUCAGAAUUAGUACAUCAUCCUGAACCAAUCAGACGAUACACUCCUCUGAAAAUCGAGCCAUCAAAAAAAAGACUUACAAGGGCGACGUCUCCUCUAAUUGGAGAGAAGCGACGACGAUAUUUAGAAGAAUCCUCGAAUCUUUCAAAUUUUUCAUCUUUUUCCCCUCUUAAAUCAGCGAAAACAUCAACAAUAUCGAACGAUUAUAAAGAUAACUUCGAUCAAGAACAAAAAUCAUCGUUGCGAUUGACAAACAUCUCUGAAGAUUAUAACAGUAUGCAAAAUUCGUUGCAACAAGAGAAUCACGAUCAAUCACAGCCGUCUCCAAUUACUGUUCGUACUACUAUUGCGACUGC